Messenger RNA from Pungitius pungitius (ninespine stickleback), 4857 nucleotides. RefSeq lists its product as uncharacterized. The transcript has 4 exons. The record is from RefSeq and is a predicted model, not a curated record. Bases 276 to 4496 code for a protein of 1406 amino acids. Lineage: Eukaryota; Metazoa; Chordata; Actinopteri; Perciformes; Gasterosteidae.
AGAGGGGCAGGGCGCGAGCCGGGGGGGGGGGGUGUUCCUCCUUGUGCAUAUUACGUCACACGUUGGCGUCGUAAGGAGCUGAUGAGCGGGGAGGAGCAGACCAGUCUGCGUGUGGUGAAGGUAGUCGAGUUCCACCUGGAGGAAUACUCUUUUGUUCACAAAAUAUGGAGUAACGAAAGCGAGCGUUACCGCACGGUUGCCCGGAUGUUGCUGACGUGACUGUUGCAGUUGGAGGGGAACGUUACCGCCUAAACCUUUUCACAUCAGAGGACAAAAUGCUGUCUUUUACAAGGAAUAAUGGACCGUACCAACAGGAUGGACGACUUGCACAAUCCCCACCAGCUGCUUCUCAGUUUAACUUCAACACAAUUGGGAAUCAGCAAACUGGGAAUGCAAAUAGGUCUCAAUAUACUCAUCACUAUGGAGCGGAGUCUCAUCACUAUGGAGCGGAUUCUCAACGACAGCCAUCGAAAUGGCAGACCUCAGCAGGACCUCAUCAGGCAGUUUUUUUUCAGCAGACUGCUGGAAGUGACGAUUAUCAGCAACGCUCCCCAACUAAUGGGCAAACUGGAAACUUCAAAUUGCAUGACGUUACAGGACAGAAUUCAUUGAUCAAGAAUCCACCCAACGUGAUGCUGGCAAAAGAAGUACUCCCUCAGCAGGUCAAUUCGGCAAAUUGGAAUCAAUCAGUGGGAGUUUAUGGGAAACAAUCUAUAACGACACAGCAGGGUAAUGUGUCCGAUCGCCUUAAUUGUAGGGGUGAGAAAAGGUAUUUUCUUAACCCAAAUAGGAAAUCUGUUCUACCGGUUUAUACAACGGCUACCUCGCCUCAACAUGGAGCGGUGGCUUACGAUGGGUCAUUGGGGCCUGCUGCUGCUCACCAUGGACCAACUGCUCAGAACAGUCCCAAACAAAACCACACUCAGCAUUGCGUCAACCCACCAAGUUAUUGGCCUGUCUACAACAAAACAACACACUCCUCCUCCAGUGGACACAACUUGCAGGUUUCCAGCACAAGUCUGAUUUGUCAACAAUCCUCAACCCAUAACAAUGGGGGGGAGACCGCCGGCUUCAUUAACUCUAAGCCUAAUAACUGGCAGCAUGAAACCAACUUUUCCCCGUCAAAACCUAAUAAUUAUCCCUUGAAUCCUGCUGCACAACAGGAUCGACUGCGACGCCAAACUAUCGCAAGAAUUGAGGACUAUCUCCGUACGCCAAUCGCUGCUGGCUCCGAUGGACAACCUCAAGGCAAUACUAGUUCAUCUUACGGACCAAAGAAAAAUGUUACAACCUUGACAUCAACCGUCGCUAAAAUACUGAAUGCAAAUGCCUCCCAGGCCAUACGACAAAACUCUAGACACCCUUUGCCUCAAACCACUCCUAGUGUUGUGUCUGCGCAGCGCUGUGCAGAUCCACGACUCCAGCAAAGCUCUGUGCCAAAUGUCUCCGCGACACAACAUGGAAACCACGGUGAAAUGCCGUCAGCCAAGAUAAGUGACCGUUCCAGUCUCCUGUCCCACGGUUGCACAAGAGUCGUUGCUGUCGUGCAACCGCUGUCACAGGGAAGCUACCAGGUGGCCGGCCAGCAGAGCGGUUCUAACGCUGUCGAACCGUUGUCUGAGGGCGCCGCAGCAGACGGGUCCAACUCGGAGCGUUCACUCCUUUCACCGCAAAAGCAGUUGGGGUUUCUGAAAGUUGGACAUUCUUCUCUCCCAGAAAACCCAAACCAAAUUACUUCCAGUCAGUAUGAAAUCCUGCUUUCAGCAGUAUACAAUAAUGGGACUUUUGGUCUGUCGUCUUCAGCUGGACCUCAACACAUUCAGCAAAAACAAUCUACAGUUGCCGCAAGAUCUGAACUGGAUGUUGACACACAAGUACACAACUGUGUUGCAACAACUGCUCAACAACAAUCCAUAACUUCCAAAGCGCCAGUGAGCCCAAAUUGUGAUAUGGACUUAAUUGAGACGACAAACAAGACAAAUGGGGAUGUUGAGCUUUCCCCUGUCCUAAAAGCCCCAUUGAAAACGGUCACAUUAUCAAAAUACAUACAGGAUUGUGAAGAAGCUCAGAUAAAGUUAAAGGAUUUUACAACGUGUAGUCCAACACAUAAAUUAUUGCGCAUGUUUUGGGAUGAUGACGUUAGCAAAUUGGCAUGUGCACUGAAGAACGGCAUGUACUCUACUUUAAUGAACGAAGUCCAGAAAGUCUGCCGCGAACAUUCAACGAUUGAGUCCAUGUCCGUAGUUUGGGGCUCAUGGUCAGCAGUCACGGAACUCAAGAACUACCGUGUCCUCAAAGAUACAAACGUCUAUAAAGAACGGCCUUACAAGUCAUUAUGGUUGAAUGUCAAUGAGCAGCUUGAUGACAUCGACAAAGAGUUUGACUUCCCACAAUCUUUGAAGUAUCAUCGUCAUACGAUUAAGAAUGUCAGUCAGCCGUGUGGGGUUGAGAAGGAAGGCCACAUUCCUGCACAAGCUGUAAAUGAGGCGCCCAACCAGAUGUCGUCAACAGAACUUCAGCAGGUGGAGUUAAAUGAAGAAAAACAAGACCCCAGUGUUGAAGCAACUUUAACACAAACCGCUGCUCCUAUCGUAGAGGACACGGAUUCCAGUGACCCAUACUCCUUUCAAAUCCAAGUUCUUACCCCGGAGGAUGCCAAAGACCUCUUUAAGCAGCUGAUAAAAGAUCCACCAGAAAGUAUGGACAUGGACCAUCGCUCCAUGGAGGUUGAGCUACCUGACGUUCUUGAUUUAACACAGAGUGACUCAAAACUGGACAAAACGUUCUGUCCAAUUGAAGAAAUUUGCUGCGUUGAAAGGUGGAUGGAAAACAUUUUGGGGUCAAACACUGCUCUGAGUAAAUGCAAAUGCCAAAAAAAUCAACGUCAGAAAGAACUUCGUGCUGAGACCAUUGACAAGGAAGGGACGGCAGCACAGGAGACCGAUGCAUUCAGUCCUGACCGUAAAUCCCCCCCCCCUGCUGCAGCCGGAGAGAAUCAAGCCGUGAGUGGGGAGAGCGUCGACAAUCAGGUUUCAACAUUUGAUUGGCCUGUGAUAGUUGACGUAUUCAGUGAAAACGUUGGCAUUCCUGGCGACCAUGACAAACCUCCGUCAUAUGCUGACCGAGACCCAGAGAAUAUUCACCAGAUAAGCAUAGAUAGCGGCCAGUCUAGCAUCCUAGUCAUAAGCGAUGACGAAGAACUGUCCGGCAUUGAAAGUAAUUCUGGACACGCUCAGGUGGAUUUGACAAGAAGUGGCCAGUCCAACGGUUCAGAUGGUAAAGAGACCAAUAUAAUUUUAGAAAUUAAUUCAGACUCUGAAGUGGAAUUCUUACCAUACGAGUCGGAAAAUACUCCGUCAUCUACUUUAAUUAAAAGUGACCAAAAAAUAAAAAAUCCUUCCAGCGGUGAAAGUGACUCUGCCAUCCAGAUGACGGACCUUAAAGAAAAUUGUGGACAAGCUCAAGCAGCAUCUACAGAUGAGACUGAGUCGUCAUUGGAAACUGAAGAAGAAAUGAAGAGUGCUGCGGCAGCCCGGCAGAAGCCUCGGGGUGCUAAACUGAAGAGACCACGCGGCGCUGAUAGAUUUUUACCAGCAUCAAAGAAAUGCAACUCCCCAGUAGAUGUGAACUCGCAGCCUAGCCAUGAGGAUGCAUCAAAACGCGUGACUGUUUCUUUUCGCGCGUCUGAUGGCGAACCUUCGCCCUUAAGCCGCCCAACAGUGGACCUGGUUCUGUUUGGCUCUAGAACCCAGGACAGCGGCGUUGUUGGUAGAAAGAACCACACCUCCUCUCCAGAUGCCGGGUCUGAUGCUGUACCAACGCCUCCCAAAUGUCUCACUGUGAAUCUCAGUCCCUUGAAGAAGAAGACCAUUAAAACCGUGCUGACGUGGGAAUGUUCGGUCAAGCGGCUUUACAAGAAAUGGAAUAUUAAUUUUCCACCAGCUAAAAUCAAGCACAAAAUCAAACGAAGAAAGGGUAGCUUUGCCUCGUCAUCCAAGUGGACUCUGGAGAAGGCUGGCAAGGCUGGCCCUGCUCACACUGACCAGCGGCCAGUUUUCUCUAAAAAGAGGAUCUUUAAGGGAAAAACCAAGCCCUGCCCGAAUCUUCAUUGGAGAAAGCCCCUCUCUGAAGAACUUAAACGUGAGGAGGAGAAGACUCAGACGCUCAACCACCCUGAUGGUCAGGAGGGCAAUAACGGUGGAAGCGAUUCUGUCGCGCCGCUCCAGAUCAACAGUGCCCUGAAGUAUAGUGUCUUACCGGUUUCCUUUAUCUUUGGAUCCAAUGGGAUGAAGGAAACUAAGGAUUCUGUUCCAGAAAAGGCUAAUGUUGACGGAAAGGACCACAGACCCAACCAAACUGUCGUUGAAAGAAGUACAUGGUGUCCAAUGACCCCCACGAAAAGUCUAUUUUCCCCUCCCACACCAAAGACCAGAAGCCUCUUCCACAUGUUUCAGAAGAAAUACAUGGAGAAGGUGAAGCCACUUGGGGACAAAUAAGAUGCCAGAAGAAAGUUUUCAGUCAGAUGUUUACAUCAGUUUGUACUUAAAAUGGGCCUUUGUUUACAUGACUGUAAAGGCUGUCUACUCCUCCACAUGGAGUAUAUUUUUUUAUGACUCACUAUUUUACCUCAGAUAUAUAUUUUUCAGAUAUAUUUUUUUAUUAUAUUUUUCUGCAAUAUUCCCUUCUGGGACAAAAAUAUUUUUUAUACCAAAGGUGCCUAGAAUGGCAGGUUGGGUGUUACACAAGAUAACGGUAAUGUUGCGCGUACUGACUGGAGUGAAUUCAGGAGAAAGUACCCAGAAAGAUGGACAUUAUGGUGUUUAGUUAUUUCUUUUCAGCUGAAGUAAAUCUAUUACC